This is a messenger RNA of Dermochelys coriacea (leatherback sea turtle), 1428 nucleotides long. RefSeq names its product multiciliate differentiation and DNA synthesis associated cell cycle protein (gene MCIDAS). The coding region runs from base 1 to 1137 and encodes 378 amino acids. The record is from RefSeq and is a predicted model, not a curated record. Gene Ontology annotation, biological process: negative regulation of DNA replication; negative regulation of cell cycle. The transcript has 6 exons. Gene Ontology annotation, cellular component: nucleus. Lineage: Eukaryota; Metazoa; Chordata; Testudines; Dermochelyidae.
AUGCGGAACCGCAGCGGCCGGAAAGCCUUCGACAGCAUCUGUCCCAACAGGGUGGGUGACCUGGGCAGCCGGCUCGGCAAGAAGGCAGCCAAACUCGAGAGGAAGGUGCGUCUGGGAGACGCUCCCGCGCCGCGGAACAGCUUUGCCAGCGCCGCUCCGGUGGCAGUUCACAGCGACCAGCCGCCCGACACGGUAGAGCUCGCACUUGCUGCUAUCGACUGGCAAGAUUUAGCAGACUGCACCUCGGUCUUUCAGCAGGAGACUUCUAGUGUUGCAGCUGCCCCGCAGAGCCACUACUUGCAACCUGAACCUGAGUUCGACUUCCAGGAGUUCAGAGAUGCUGUCGAUAGUUUUAUAUGUGAUCCAUCCUCCUUAAUGCCACCUCCACUGGACACGGCGGAUUUCACUUUCCCUCUAGGCGACGGAUCAGCCUUUAGCCCUUGUAUGCAACGGUCACAAAACAAUCCUCUUCCGCACAUGAACUUGCAAAACUCCGCGGAACAGUACUGGAAAAAUGUGGCAGACCAAAACCAGAAAGCGUUAGGGGAUGCACUGGUGGAAAAUAAUCAGCUGCACGUGACAUUAACCCAAAAGCAGGAAGAGAUCACUUCCCUGAAGGAACGAAACGUGCAGCUGAAGGAGCUAGCCAGCCAGGCGAAGCAGCUGGCCUGUGUGCUCGAUAAACUGAUGAUCCACCAGUCCAAGGAGGGGGCCGACGCUUUCCUUCCCAGGAGCUCAGCUAAGAGAAGCCUGGAGCAGCUGUACGCUGCCAGGCAGGAGGACUGCGCAGAAGUGGAUGAAAUCCUGCGGGAAAUCUCCGACACCUGUAACGCGGCGCUGCAGACUAUUGAUGAGAACAGAGAGGCGAAGCGCCCUCGGCUGCAGGCGGAGGCAGCGGGAGCCCCGGGCAGCCAGAGCCAGGCUAUUCACAUGUACGGGGCGUUCAGCGGACUGCAGACGUGCAGCAGCCGCAGCGCGGUGGAUCUGAGUAACAGCGAGCUGGAGGCAGAAGGUGUGUCUUUCAGGACCUCCAUCACAGAUCACGGCACGAUCCGGACACUAGCUUUCCCCCAGGGAAAUGCUUUCACCAUCAGGACAGCCACCGGGGGCUACAAGUUUAGAUGGGUUCCCAGCUGAGCCAGGAAACGAUCAGCUAACUACACUGGCCAAGGUCCCCAAUGAAAACUUCGCACUGCCGGCACCUGAACUUAGCACUGUUCCGCCGACCCUAGUCCCCCAAGGUGACUUCCACUUACAGGACGUUGUCUGUCGCAAAAACUGGAAGCACUUUUUUUUAAAAAAGGAAAAGAAGCAUUUACCACAAUACAGUUGUGGUGUGUUUUUUCUUUUUAAGCCAUUGUUGUGACCCUGUCAACUUUUGAGCAGGCUCAGAGAGAUACUCUAGAUACUUAAAAAGAAAAGGAGGAC